Misgurnus anguillicaudatus (oriental weatherfish) is the source of this 1542-nucleotide messenger RNA. Lineage: Eukaryota; Metazoa; Chordata; Actinopteri; Cypriniformes; Cobitidae. The record is from RefSeq and is a predicted model, not a curated record.
GCUACACUGUUCACCUCAGAAGUAUGAAGCUUAAUGAUGUGAAGUAUUAUAUUUAGUCAAUACUUUUUGACUGUUUUAGUUUGCAUUUGUUUCUGCAUGUUUCUGUAUGGUCUUCUAAUGGUUCACAUUACACAAAUACAUCAGACCAGUUGGUCAGACGUGUCUGGUGUCCGCAUACAUUUAUGUAAAUUUGUAAACAGCUUGAGCUGUUAGGUACAAGUGCAUUUUACCAUGGUAACCACAGACAAAGCCAGUAACUACAACACAUGUAAAGCUCUGAAGCUCACUUAAACUGCGCCUGCUGAUUAUAAUCAACAAAACAUACACACCAACCUGCAAUCGAUUUACUUUUAUUAAAAAGAACCACAGAUAUUGCUAAACUCAAUGAGUGCAGGCGGACACCCCAAAGUGUUACAAGGCACCAUGAGGGUUCCAGUAGAGAUGGAGUACGAGUUAGGGGAACAGACAGAGGCGCGCCUGAGGGAAAUGAGUGCCCGCUGUGUAGGAGAAACCAUAGAUGUGGAGUACUAUUAUGAUACGGAGAGCUUCCAGCUGGCAUCUACACAGACAUGGUUGAAUCAGCACAAGGGCCAAUGGGGACUGAUCCUUACUCUCAAUCUAUCAGAGGAGGAGACCAAAUCAUCUGAAGUAAACUUAAUACAGUCUAAGCAGAAGAAAAGCAGCAUGGUUGGCUUAUCACCUGAUGAAAGACCUAAAACAGACACUGGUUGUGCAAAAAGACCAGGUAGUGAUUGUCCUGAAAGUGACGAAAUAUAUUCAGCAGCAGAAAGUAAGAACUUAACAGCCAAAAGCCAAGUUCAGGGUACAUCCUCAGAUGAUAUAUCAGCAGGAUCCAUAUACACAGAGCUGAAUGACCCACGCUCCAUUAUGAUGCACAUCACAAAGUGUCUGCAACUUCCUUUGACGCACUCUGAAAUACAAAAUAUGACUAUGAUGAACUUCUUGAGGAAGGCCAGAAUUCAGAUUUACGACAGCUGGAUGAGGUCCAAAUCAUUGAAGUAUUCUCUGCCUGGUGGCUUCACGUUGUCCGUGGAGAGAAAUUACAAAACUCCCACCGUACCCCCCUCUGUGUUUUUGACAAUGGAUGCAGAUGUGCUCAACAUCAGCAGUGAACUGGAAAGAAUGGAGCAGCUGCACAAAGAGUUGGGCCUUAAACUUAAGGCAAGCUCAGAUACAAGAUCACAGAUGAUUGAUGGAGCCACGAUUUAGUGAUCGGAGCAUAUGUUUUGAUAUGUCAAGCUGUGUUGCUUAUGGAUGUUUUGCUUUUAACUUUGUAAACAUAUUGUGCAGUUUGUAUUCUGUUUCCUAUCAGUGCCUAAAAUUAAUCAACACUGUGCCAAAUUUGUGUAAAAAUCAGCAUUGGCGUGGGGAGUAUAUAAAACGGUGUCAAUCAUCAUUUGGCCGGUGACACUUUUAUGAAUUCUAGGAUUUACAACAUGAAAAUAAACAUUAUAUUUUUACAGCAUUGAUUUUUGUUAAUGCAAGUUGAUACAAAUAUAAUUGUUUUUUAAUAAUAAUAAU